CUUUCCUAAAUUCCUCAGUGCUUUACUCACACCAAAAUCCACUCAUCAUUUGCUAUAAAAGCUUCAAUUUCCCUUUCCAUUAGAUCAUCAAUAUUUCACCCAAAAUAUUUGUAUCUUUUGUUAGCUGCAAUUACAGUCAAAGUAAAUCAGCAACAUUAAUGGCUACUCCAAGUGUACAAGAAAUUCGUCCUUCGUCUCUCCUUUCUAGUUCUGAACCCCCGUCUCUGUUCGAUGGAACCACCAGGUUGUAUAUCAGUUAUAUUUGCCCGUUUGCUCAGCGUGCGUGGAUUACCAGAAAUGUCAAGGGUUUACAAGAUAAGAUUGAAUUAGUUCCAAUUGAUCUUCAGAACAGGCCUGCUUGGUACAAGGAAAAAGUUUACCCUCAAAAUAAGGUUCCCGCUCUGGAACACAACAACAAAGUGAUUGGAGAAAGUCUCGAUCUGAUUAAAUAUAUCGACAGCAACUUUGAGGGGCCAUCCCUUCUACCUGAUGACCCUGAAAAACAGAAGGUUGCUGAAGAGUUGGUAGCUUACACCGAUACAUUCCUGAAAGAAAUAUAUGGUAGCUUUAAAGGAGAUGUUGAGAAGCAGGCUGGACCUCAGUUUGACUACUUAGAAAAAGCUCUCGAGAAAUUUGACAAUGGACCUUUCUUCCUAGGUCAAUUCAGUCAGGCCGACAUAGCGUAUGCUUCCUUCAUUGAAAGGUUCCAAAUCUUCUUGCAAGAGGUGUUCAACUAUGAUAUCACAUCUGGGAGGCCAAAACUAGCAAAAUGGAUAGAGGAAUUGAACAAGAUUGAUGGCUACAUUCAGACAAAAGCCGAUCCCAAGAAAGUGGUCGAGAUAUAUAAGAGCCGCUUUAUGGCAUAAAACUGAAUAACGCUCAAUCCAUCAAUGUUGUUGAAUUACGAAUAACUGGCAUAAAACUGAAUAACGCUCAAUCCGUCAAUGUUGUUGAAUUACGAAUAACUGGUGUUCCGUGCUUCGUUCAUGUCAAGGACUUAGAGAUUAUAUAUUAGUAAUACAUAAAUAAAGUGAUUCUAUGUUUGUUUUCUAUAUAUAUAGAUUGUACUUGAAACCUGUUGCUUGUGCUGGAAACUUGUUUCAGCAUACUAAAAGCUGUUAUAUCGUCUCAUGUAAUAGAAUUCUGUUGUGUGUGGAUCAAGCCACUUAAAUGAAAUAUUAUUGUUCAUAA
Molecule: messenger RNA, 1191 nt
Organism: Capsicum annuum
Lineage: Eukaryota; Viridiplantae; Streptophyta; Magnoliopsida; Solanales; Solanaceae
Product: glutathione S-transferase L3
Exons: 11
Coding region: 159-866 (235 amino acids)
Molecular function (GO): glutathione transferase activity
Source: RefSeq, a predicted model, not a curated record